GAUGUGGGUGGGACUGAUAUGAGCUAGUAAUAAAAACAUAAAGGAAACUGAGACUACCAUCUUGCACUACAGCUGAUUAGCCGAACAAAGGAGGACUGGAGGAGCAGCUCAGCAGCCAAUCGCAAUCGGAUCGACAUCGACGAACGCCAAGGGCCUAGUCGCUGACCGCGGACCGCCAGCCGCCAUCCGCCGACGCUUGGCCCCCUUCCGGCUGCCGCCCUUCCCCUUAUCGGCUUCUCAGUCGAGGCGUCCAGCAGGUGCGCCGUGCUCACUUUCAGGAUUCACUGCCUCACGACCUCACCGUUUCAGCAGUUUAGUCUUCAGAGUAAUGCAAUGUAUUCACCAAACGGUGUUUCUAGUUCAAACAUGGUACACAGCAACACUAUUAAUGUUCAGACUUUAGAUUCUUGUCCGAACACAAUGGAUCCAGGUAGCGGGGGGAAUACCCACAACAACAACCCGAGUCUGGCUUCAAAACAACGUCUGCGUUGGACAAAUGAACUUCAUGAACGGUUUGUUGAUGCUGUGGCACAACUUGGUGGACCAGAUAGGGCUACUCCUAAAGGUGUCCUCAGAGUCAUGGGCGUGCAAGGGCUGACAAUUUACCAUGUAAAGAGCCAUUUACAGAAAUACCGACUUGCCAAAUACCUUCCUGAAUCCUCUUCUGAUGGGAAAAGAGCUGACAAAAAAGAGCCAAAGGAUGUGCUCUCUAAUUUAGACGGGUCAUCUGGAAUGCAAAUUACUGAAGCACUAAAGCUGCAGAUGGAAGUGCAAAAGCGACUACACGAGCAACUUGAGGUCCAACGCCAGCUGCAACUAAGGAUAGAGGCUCAAGGCAAGUAUUUGAAGAAGAUAAUAGAAGAGCAACAACGGCUCAGCGGGGUACUCUCUGAAACACCAGAAUCUAAUACCGUACCUGACCCAUCUACUCCCGCACCAACAUCCGAGCCUCCAUGUGGUGACAACAACAAGCUUGCAAAGGAGCGACCACGACCAAAUAGCUUGUGUCUUGAUGAAUUGUCAUCCUCUCAUCAUGAACCUCUAACCCCAGAUUCUGGUGGCCACGAGGACUCUCCGUUCAACUCCCCAACUGGAGAGAGGCCUUCAAAGAUGCUGAAGUUUAGUUCGGGUGUUGCACUGCCUCAGCCCGACCCGAUACAGUUUUCGUGAGAAUGGGAGCAGGUCAACUGGAGCGAAGACCAACCUGGUAAAAUGUUUGCAAUACCAAAAAGUUUUUACUUGAUGUUGUUAUAUCAUUGAAUCGACUUUUUAUGCCUGAUCUUUAUCUUAAGUACACAUUUUACUAUUAGGUUCUUGAGAUCUUGUUGUUAUAAAACAUUCAAAUGCAGCAAAUUAGUUAGCUGUUAUUUACGGCGCUGUAUCUUUGAACUCUGUUUCAUUCAGCAAAACACUUCAUUUAUGUAUACAUGCCUUCUAAGAAUGACUAGGGUGACUUGAUCCCGUAC
Messenger RNA from Cuscuta europaea, 1466 nucleotides. NCBI's taxonomy places the organism in Eukaryota, Viridiplantae, Streptophyta, Magnoliopsida, Solanales, Convolvulaceae. The record is from the annotation of a GenBank genome assembly.